Xyrichtys novacula (pearly razorfish) is the source of this 10829-nucleotide messenger RNA. The record is from the annotation of a GenBank genome assembly. Lineage: Eukaryota; Metazoa; Chordata; Actinopteri; Labriformes; Labridae.
AGAAGUACACGGUUGUCUUGGAUACCGACAGGGUUUAGACAGGCUGCGUUUUAAACUCCGCCUCCUCUUCACAUCUGUGGCUACUAUUCACUGACGUGACUGGCCAUGGUUUUUACUGUUGGUUGAGAAUCAAACCGGAAACUGUUCCGCCGCGCUUUCUGUCGUCGGUGAGAGUUCACGCGAAUCAAAGAAGAGUGGCGGGAGAGUUUGUCACCUGGGGGCUGAUAUCGAGGAGAUUUUCCGUCGUUAUCAGGUAUUUAUAAUUAUCUUAGUGACACAGCAGCGGCUGCAGUUUACAGUUAUGGCUAUAAAGAAGGUUUAUCGAUGUUCUCAUGUUUGUUAAUCGAUCUAAUUUGGCGGCUGUAGACUGUUUUCUCCGUGUUUACUGCUCCUGUUAGCCUGUUACCAAAUGAGAGAAAAGCUGCUGCUCCUGUUUGAUCAGAAUCAUCGACGGGAAACGAAACUCGGGAGAUAAGUUAGUAAAUCUGUGACAAGUACUAAUAUAAACUCAUAUAACACUUAACAUCCUUGAAACGGUUAUAAGUUUGUUAGUUAUGAAGCUAACUGUUAAUCGUGUUUGUUCAGAGGGACAGUUUGUUAAAGUAGCAGGUUAAUUAGAGACUGAAUCUUUCUGCAGUUAUGAUAAUAUAGACUGUUUUUAAUCGACAUGUUUCUUAGUUCAUUACAAUCCCCCGUAAUCUCAAUAAUAACGACAACACUGUUAGUUUACCUCGUUUGUUAGUUUGUUACUGGAGAAUAUAAAUCUUGUAUUUUGUCUCUGACAGCUCUUUAAGUCUGUUUAUAUGAUUCAGCAACUGUCACAGCCGGUAUAGUUUGUGAACAAAUGCUUUAAAUGUAAAAUAAAGUCGACCAUUAAACACCACAUUAAUGCCCAAUAAUUAAAAUAAAGAAGAACUGCAGACCAACGUGUUUUUUUAUUAUUUCUUAUUUUCAAAAACAAACAGAAAAGACCUUAAUUCACAUUUUUACACAAAACAAACAGACACAGACUUAGAUGAACAUAUUUCCCUGUUUUUACUCGACGUACUGACUUUUUUUGAUAAAGAUCAAAUUUGAUUUAGUUUCUUUAGUUUCUCACUUAAAGAUUGAAGAGCGUUUAAAAUCAUCCCAGAGCGUUUCCAACAAAAAACUGCACAACUAUGACCAUAAAAUACUGACUUAUGAGAAUAAUACUCAGAGUUAAAGUGCAUUGAACUCUGAAUCAGAGUUUGCUUAUAGAUAUGAAAUAUUUAUGGACAUGUAUGAAUAGGCCUGUCGCGAUAAUCAAUAAAUCGCCUUAUCGCUCGAUAAAUAAAAACGAGGUCGAUAACUUUGCCAGCCUCGAUAAUUGACUGCGUUUGUUUUCCUCCUCUCUCGCUACCAAACACGCUGGAUGAGAGAAGAGGUCUCACUCUGCGCAUUUUUCUCGGCACCUGGGGGCGUUGGCUCUAUAGCGGAAUGAACGGAGUUAGUGAACCCUCCUGUCAGUCAUUCAGUGUCUUUGUCACGAUGGGGCUGGCGCGCACAGGCACACAGACACAGACUUUUGGAUACAGUGCUGCAAGUGAGCGUCGUGAGUGAAAAGCAAGCUAACAGAAUGAACACGACAGCUUUGGUGUCUAAACCAAACGCAACAGCCCAAGUGUGGGAAUAUUUCGGCUUUAAACCAGUUUUGUUUUCGUCAACCACAAAACUCCACGUGUGUGUGCGCGCGCGUGCGUGUGUGUCUGUGUGUUGGAGGAGCACAGCAGGAUGAUGAGAGCUGUCAGAGCGGACUGAAGCUGCUCCUAUAUGUUUAACGUUUAACUGACUGAGUUUUGCAACUCUGUUCGUCAUUUUCGUCUCGUCCCAUCAACGUAAACGCACUUUCGUCUCGUCACAUUUUAGUCAUCUCCGACUUAUGUUUAGCUCGUCAACGUUACGUCUUCGUCGUGGGAGAAAAGAGAAAUAUUUUAGUCAACGAAAACAACCAGUGUUGUUCUCAUGUGGAAAUUAAAGUUUAUCACUUUUGACACGGUGUACUCGCAAUAUUAUGCCAUAUAAUAUCAUUAUCUAUAAUUUAAAAAAUGGUGUCAAUAAUAUCGUUUAUCGGCGAUAAUUUGUAGCACAAUUAUCGUCCAGCAAAAUUUGUUAUCGUGACAGGCCUAUGUAUGAAUGUAAAUUGAGAAAAACGGGGAGCUCUGUUACAUAUGGCAGUUUCUUUGUUUGCACAGUCCAAACAGCAGCUGAAUGAGAGACGGAGUUACCAGGGGUUUCCUGUUUUCAGAGGAGCAGCUGCUUUACUGCACAGUGAUGUGGGGACGCUCGCCGUCACACACACCUGUAGAAGGAUGUGAGGUUCACUUCAGUCUCCUGAGGAAGUUUGGAUGUUGAUGAGGGUUGUUGUUGUUUUUUUGCAGGUUUUGUUCCUGAAUGUGUGUCGGAUCGCUCCGCCUUGUUAUGAGGAGGAUGUGUGUUACUAUCUUUCCUCACGUGUUUUUGCAGACAUGGAUUUUAAAAGACGCGCCGGCGGCCCUCUUAUGGGCGGAGCCUCCCAGGCCAAACGAGGAAAAGCAGCCGGUGACUGGGAGGACAGUCCGUCCCAGUUUGAAGAGGAGCUGAGCAUGUUUGAUGAAGCAGACAUGGAGGCAGAGGAGAUGGAGGGACAGGCAGGUCACGAUGUUAUCCCUGUGGGUGAGUGUCGAACAGAAACACGACUGAGUCACAAAAAUCUGUUUUUCAUCAAACCUGUGAAAUUCUGUUCAUGUUUAAUUCACUCCCGUUGAUUCAGUAAACUCUGGAGUUUAGUUAUAACUUCUUUUGUUGUCAGGUGACCUCUUCUCAGCCGACCUUAACCCCCGAUGGCAGCGGCCGAAGGCGCCCUCACUGAACCCGUCAUCUGAUACUCUGGUGUUUCAGCAGAUCGAUCUCGAUUACUACUUAGGUAAAGAGGGCUGAAGUUGAAACUCUUCUGUGUGACAGAAAGCUGAACGCCGUUUAUAAACGCUGAUUGUCAAAGUGUUAAAGUUGUGUUUCCUGUCUGUGUUUCUCAGGACCGACGGUCGCCGGCAUGCCCGGCCAGUCUCAGGGAAAGGUCCCGAUCAUUCGGAUGUUUGGAGUGACAGACAGCGGUAACAGCGUGUGCUGCCAUGUCCACGGAUUUGCACCGUACUUUUACGUUCCUGCACCAACAGGUGAGUACUUCAUAAAUGAUGGGAUGUGUGAUUGAAGGAUUCUUAUUUUAAAGACACGUGGACUCUGUUUCUGAUCGAUGUAAAUCCAUCUUCUGUUUCCUCUGAUUAGGUCUGAAACCCGGUGAUCUGGGUGAAUUCAAAAGAGAGCUGAACAACGCCGUCCUGAAGGACAUGAGGUCCAAUAAGGACAACAUCUCUGUGACGGUGUUGGCCGUGGACGUCACCCGCAAAGAGAGUGAGUUUCUGAGUUUACUGUAGUUUGUUCAGAACAUUUUCAGAUCGUCCAGUUUUUGAGAUUAUCAACGUCAUCGUCUCAAAACAAAGUGAACACUGAAGUUAAACAUCGUCUCUCCCCCCGCACAGAUAUGUAUGGUUACCACGGGAAACGCAGUCUUGAUUUUUUGCGGAUAACCAUGGCGAUGCCUCGUCUCAUCGCUCCGGCAAAGAGGCUCCUGGAGCAGGGCUUCAAAUUUGCGAAUUUCCCCGUCCAGGGUUACCAAUCGUUUGAGGCCAACAUCGACUUUGAGAUCAGGUGUGUUUGUGUGUGUAUCAGGUUUAUUUUCACAUGUUAACAGAUCAAUAGAUUUGUGACUGGAUCACAGAGAAGAUGAUCACAGUGAUAAAGAUGUUUCUCUGGUUUUUGUGAAUGUCGAAUGUUCGGUCAAAGUAAGUGAAUUAAAGACGCCUCACGAGCCUCGCUGCGCUCUCUCUCUCAGGUUCAUGGUGGACUGUGAUGUGGUGGGAUGCUGCUGGAUCGAACUCCCCAAAGGGAAAUACAGAGAGCGUGAGGAGAAGAGUCCGGGGGACACAAACUCCCAGUACCCAGGAAAGGUGGGUCUGGUUUUAGAUCUUGUGUUUCGGUGUAGUCUGAGGUGAAGGUUUCACAAAGCGCUCCGUCCUGUUCGUCCUCCAGGUGUCCUUGUGUCAGUACGAGGUGGACGUUGGAUGGACGGAUCUGAUCAGUCACCCCGCUGAAGGAGACUGGCAGAGAAUCGCUCCUCUCAGAGUCCUCAGCUUCGACAUCGAGUGUGCGGGAAGAAAAGGUCGGGAUUUUUUUAUUAAGUCGUUUUUUCACGAUGUUUGAAACUCGCUGAAAAUCAAACAAAGACUUUGACUCUGGUGGUGAUUUUCUUUGUCCAGGAAUCUUCCCCGAAGCAGACAAAGACCCUGUGAUUCAGAUCGCGUCCAUGGUGCAGCGGCAGGGUGAGACGGAGCCGUUUAUCCGCACCGUGUUCACCCUCCAGUCCUGCGCCAGCAUUGUGGGAUCUCAGAUCCUCUGUUUCACACAAGAGAAGCAGCUGCUGCAGGUAAACACGCCUCCUUCAGCGAGAGAGAGAGCGGAUGAUUUUACCUCGUUAGUUUUUCUCCGUUUUCUUGACCUCAGUGUUUGUUUGUCUGUUUGUUUGUUUGUUUGUUUGUGUGUUUGUUUGUGUGUGUGUUUGUUUGUUUGUCCGUCUGUCUUUUUGUUUGUUUGUUUGUUUGUGUGUGUGUUUGUCUGUCUGUCUGUCUGUCUGUUUGUUUGUUUGUUUGUGUGUUUGUUUGUUUGUCCGUCUGUCUGUCUGUUUGUUUGUUUGUUUGUCUGUCUGUCUGUCUGUCUGUUUGUUUGUUUGUGUGUUUGUUUGUCUGUCUGUUUGUCUGUCUGUCUGUCUGUCUGUCUGUCUGUCUGUCUGUCUGUCUGUCUGUUUGUUUGUUUGUUUCUCUGUGAGCAGAGUUGGGCCGAGUUUUUGAGGACGGUGGACCCGGACAUCAUCACAGGAUACAACAUCCAGAACUUUGACUUUCCCUACCUGCUGAACCGAGCGGCUGCUCUGAAGGUCAGACCGAGUCGAUCAGCCGGAACAAAAAAAGAUCAGAGUCUCAGAAGAACAAUCGUAUUAAUUCUUCGCUGUCUUUGUCGGCGUUUAGGUGAACCUCUUCCCUUACCUCGGACGCGUGCGAGGAAUCAAGUCCGUCUUAAAAGACGCAAACUUCCAGAGCAAGCAGAUGGGCCGCAGAGAGAACAAGACCACCAACAUGGAGGGCCGGGUCCAGUUUGACCUUCUGCAGGUAAGCCACACCCCCUGCUGUCUCACACCAUCACCUGAACUGUAUUAAAGUCUAGAGUUAGCGUGUCACGUACGCUCGGUUAGAAAACCUCCGGACUCAGUCUGAGCCGCCUGUCCCUCUCAGGUUCUCCUCAGGGACUACAAACUGCGCUCUUACACUCUGAACGCCGUGAGUUUCCACUUCCUGCAAGAGCAGAAGGAGGAUGUUCAGCACUCCAUCAUCACAGACCUGCAGGUGAAGCACAAACCGUCUGAGAACCACACAUUCAGGAGAAAAUCGAUGAUGUUUCUGCGCCGUGUUAAAAAAACGCUCUUUUCUGUCCUCGACCACAGAACGGUAACGAUCAGACUCGCCGCCGUUUGGCCGUUUACUGCCUGAAGGACGCCUACCUGCCGCUGCGCCUGCUGCAGAAGCUGAUGUGUGUGAUUAACUACAUGGAGAUGGCCAGAGUCACAGGUGUGCCCCUCACCUACCUGCUCUCCAGAGGACAGCAGAUCAAGGUCGUCUCUCAGCUGCUGCGACAGGUAACAGGAGCCGCCGCGUAGGUCGUGACUCCAUGUUCAGAUUUUCAGGAGAUGGUUGACCGUGUUUGUUCGUGUUCAGGCCAUGAAGCAGCACCUGGUCAUGCCUGUAGUGAAGACAGAAGGAGGAGAAGAUUACACCGGAGCCACCGUCAUCGAGCCGGAGAAGGGGUGAGCGCCGCCGCCGCCGCCGCCGCCGCUGUGACUCCUCGCUCCUCUUGGUGUCGGACUUUGAAUAACCUCCACCGUCCCUUUUCUUCUUCUUCUCCUCUGAGCAGGUACUACAGCGUUCCCAUCGCCACCCUGGACUUCUCCUCCCUGUAUCCGUCCAUCAUGAUGGCUCAUAAUCUGUGCUACACCACCCUGCUGCUGAAGGGCUCGCCGGAGAGACAGACGUGAGACACGCCCUCUUUGUAAAUCUGGGAUCAUCCUCCAGAAACAGUUUCAGUCCGAUCAGAUCAGAUGGAUCUGGACUCAGUAAACCAGAGAUCAGAGUUUUUAAAAUGACUCUUUUUCAGUUCAUGAAGGUUUCGUUUUCCUUCAGACGUUCAUAAACUCGUCUACGUUUAAUAAACGGAUUUAUUCUGAGGUUAAAGUAUUUUCAGGAUGAAAUAACGUCUGAACUGUUUGUGUGUCUCCAGCCUCUCACCGGAGGACUUCAUAAAGACCCCCACAGGUGACAUGUUUGUGAAGAGCUCUGUGAGGAAAGGACUUCUCCCCGAGAUCCUGGAGAACCUGCUGUCGGCCAGAAAGAGGUGAGAGUCGAGUUACUGCUUCAGUUUUCACUCCUCUGGUUUUAAUUCAGCGAAUAUUAAACUGACUUUUGUGCUUUUAGAGUAAAAAUGGAUGUUUUCUGGACUCGUCUGUGUCUCUGUGUUCAGGGCCAAAGCUGAGCUGAAGAAGGAAACCGACCCUUUUAAGAGACAGGUGCUGGACGGCCGACAGCUGGCCCUCAAGAUCAGCGCGAACUCCGUCUACGGCUUCACCGGGGCUCAGGUGGGCAAGCUGCCCUGCUUAGAGAUCUCACAGGUGAGCGCUUCAGUCACACUAAGGUCAUGAGAGUAACAGGUCAGUCAGGGUCAAUCUGUGUCACAUGAUCAGAAACGUUAUUGACUGAGAAAUCAAGAUGAAGUUUUUGAGCUUCUUUGGAUUCAUCAACUGAACUUUGAGAGCAGCUGUGAAGUCUGACAGAGACGUAAACAACAGAGAAGUCGAGCAGAGACGUGUGGUGAAGGGAAACCACAGAGCAGGUGGAGAUCUGAGGAGAGAAUUCAUUCAGGAGUGAAACUGAAACAGACGGAGAGAAAAAAAAGGACAUCUGCUGGUUUUCAUGAGUGAGCUUCAGCGUUUGAGACGUUUGAGAUGUUUCCUCUGAAUUCAUCUGAAGGUUGUUUUUGUUUUUAGAGCGUCACGGGUUUCGGGAGACAGAUGAUCGAGCAAACCAAGCAGUUAGUGGAGUCCAAGUAUACGAUUUCCAGCGGUUACCAAGGCGACGCUAAGGUGAGGAAAACCUGCAGGUGCACGCCUCCGUCACCCGACCAAACAGUUUUAUUUUCUCCUGUGGUGGAUGAACUUUGAGGAGGCAGCUGUGCUUCUUAAACUCGUGUUUAUCGUGUGAUCAGAUGUUUUCAGUGACCGCUGUUCGUGUCUAAUCCUGGUUUUGAUUCUUUUGAAGGUCAUUUACGGAGACACAGACUCCGUUAUGGUGAAGCUCGGAGUCGGCACGGUCAAAGAGGCCAUGGAGAUCGGGAAGGAGGCGGCGGAGUGGGUCUCAUCUCACUUCACUCCACCCAUCAAACUGGAGUUUGAGAAGGUGAAGCUUCUUCAUCAAAACUGUCCUGGUGACUCUUUGUCUGUAAACCCUGACGCUCAGACGGGCGAGGGCGUGUCAGCCGGAGAGUCAGUCAGUCCGUUUACAUGACCACGAGAAAACCGAAUUAUCGCCUUAUUCCGAUUAAGACUCCCAGAUAAUACGAUCAGAAUACGAUUUUCUCUACCAUGUAACCAGCGUAAUCGGAGUAUGAUCGGAGAAUGCAUUUAAAGAUCUUUUGACUCAGAAGCAGCUGAAACACGAAAAAACGUCCACUUUAGGAACGACGAGGAGAGCGCCGUUAUACUUCCCGUCUCUGACAGAAACUGACAUUUUUAAGUAUAUGGACGGACGCAAAAGAGGAGCGGAGACAUCUUUAAGAAACAGCGCCGCUGAAAAGACCCAUAUCGCCCCCUAGUGUUGGGGAGGAGGACACGGUCACCUCAAUAAUUCGAUUUUCUCAGCUGCAUGUAAACGAGGACAGAAGUCUGAUUCAGCAAAGUUUAGUCUGAUUAAACUGAGACUGUAAACGACCUGAGAGACUCCUCCUCUGAUAUUCAGACUGAGGAGUUUUUAACGGAGGAGUGAGGAGGACAUCAGGCUGCAGUCUGAACAAACUCAGGUCUGGGUCCAUCGCGGUCUGAGUGUCCCGGCUUGUGUCUCCACAGGUGUACUACCCGUACCUGCUGAUCAACAAGAAGCGAUACGCCGGCCUCUACUUCUCCUCCAGCGCUGACACACACGACAAGAUGGACUGCAAAGGUAUCGAGACCGUCCGCAGAGACAACUGCCCCCUGGUGGCCAACCUGAUCAACACCUGUCUGCAGAAGAUCCUCAUCGACAGGUACGCACGCACACACACACACACACACACACUGAUCAGUGAACGAGCUCUCUGAUGACGCUGACGUGAUGUUUGCACAGAGACCCUCAGGGCGCCGUGGACCACGCCAAAGAAGUCAUCUCAGACUUGCUGUGUAACCGCAUCGACAUCAGCCAGCUGGUCAUCACCAAGGAGCUGACGCGCACGGCGCAGGAGUACGCCGGCAAACAGGCGCACGUGGAGCUGGCAGAGAGGUGAACUCACCUUCUAGUUCGCUGAAGUUUGCUGUGACGCGUGAAGAGACGCCGUUUAACGCUGAUAUCUUACAGGAUGAGGAAGAGAGACGCAGGCAGCGCCCCCAACCUGGGAGACAGAGUCCCCUACGUCAUCAUCAAGGCGGCGAAGGGCGUGGCAGCUUACAUGAAGUCAGAGGUCUGCGGUUUUAUCCUUAAAUAUCUGUCAGUAACUCCGUUCGGUUUCUCAUCACUAAACUGUGAAACGGAUUUUUCCCUCGUGAUGAUUCAGGACCCCAUCUAUGUGCUGGAGAACAACAUCCCCAUCGACACGCAGUACUACCUGGAGCAGCAGCUGUCCAAACCUCUGCUGAGGAUAUUUGAGCCCAUCCUGGGAGAGAGCAAAGCCGAGAGCAUCCUGCUCAGUGAGUCUGAAAACACACAAACGUCUCCGUCUCUGACUCUCCUCGUUUCCUCGCCCUCAGGGUCGGAUAUUCUGGACGUGUAGUCGGUUAAAUAUAACGUGGAUGUAUCACCAGUGACAGUAAAAAACUCUGAACAUUUGUAAUCUGUGGACUUCCUGUUGUCUUUCAGAGGGCGACCACACCCGCUGUAAGACCGUGCUGACCUCCAAGAUCGGGGGUCUGAUGGCGUUCGCUCAGAAGAGGAGCACGUGUAUCGGCUGCAAAGCUGUUCUCAAAACUGACGGUGCGUUCGCUCAGAGUUUAAACCGUUAUCGCUGACAGGAGCCGAAUCCUCGAGUGUAAAUGUGACAUUUUCUGUCGUGUUUGUUUCUGCAGACGCUGUUUGUGAUUUCUGUAAGAAGAGAGAGUCUGAGCUCUACCAGAAAGAGGUACGAAAAAAACACUCCAAGUGCGAUGGUUGGGUGGAGCUGCUGUCUGAUACUUGGUUCUAAUUCAGGACAUGAUUGGUUCAGAGCGAAGCGGGCUCGGGGAAACUCCCCUUUUCAUUGGCUGUUCAUCAGGGGUGGGAGAAAAAAUCGAUUCUCUUAAGUAUCGAGAUUUUUUGUUUUAUAAUUUACAAUUAUAAUCUACAAUUGUAACACUUUAAACAACAAUUUAAUUGUAAUUUACAGUUUUUAAAUCGAUGUUUAAGUUCAAAAAUCUUUUUUUUUUUUUUUUAAGAAUGAAUCCUAAAAACUGACUUACUGAUGUGUAUUUUUGGGGAAAUCUGGUUCCUGGAAUAGUCAGAAGACAAUCAGAAUCAUUCAACUGAUUCACUGAAGUUAAAAGUACCGACUAAAAAUCGACAAUAUCGUAGAAACGCAAUUUAAAUCAAAUCAGCAUCAAAAAAUCACAGAAGAAUCAAAUCAGGAGAAAAACACACCGUCGCAGCCUGAAUAUUCGUCUAGUCUAGAAAAACAUGUCAGAAUGAGGACUAUUGAAAAGGAUAUUGAUCAUGUUUUAUAUUGAUAUUGAGGGAAAUUAAUUAUCGAUAUAUAUAUUCUUAUGGUUUUAUGGCCCAGCCCUACUCUGUGGUGUUUUUGUCACAUCAGAGUUCAUGAUCAGAGAUUUAUGGUGUUUUAUUGUUUCCUACUAAAAGUUUGAUCCAUAAAUACAAGAUUCAGAGUUUCUGUGUGUGUGUGUGAGAGAGAAAUACAGCUCAUGCAGCAUUUUAGUUCAUAUCCAGUGUUGAUUUAGAGUCACCCUGAAGUGAGGCUCCCCCUGGUGUUCAGUGCUGGAAUAACACAGUCAUCACUGUCUCAUUUGUUCUCAUAGAGGAACGUGGAUGACAUAAACCCCUCUCCCUCUCUCUCUCUCUCGUUGUGGUUUUCAGAUCUUCCACCUGAACACCCUGGAGGAGCGUUUCUCUCGCCUGUGGACUCAGUGUCAGCGCUGUCAGGGUUCUCUCCACGAGGACGUCAUCUGUACCAGGUAAAAACUCCAAAUGUUUAAAACCCUUUUUUAAUCGUCUCUCAGCUGAAGAGGUCGUCACACUCUCUCCUCCUCCUUCUUCCUCCUGAUCUCUGCAGCCGGGACUGUCCCAUCUUCUACAUGAGGAAGAAGGUCCAGAAAGAUCUGGAUGACCAGAGUAAGCUGGUGUCUCGUUUCGGAUGGUGAGAGGAACAAACUCGACAUCCUCACUCUAGUUUUUUUUCUUUCUACACCUUUGGGUGCCUGUAUAAAAAUCUAUAUCACAGUAUUUCUAUGUUUUCUAAUGACACCAAGUAGUUUUUGUAAAAUAAAUCCUAAAAGCAACAUC